AUGAAAGGCUGUGUACAGUGUUUGAGAAUUAUACUAGUGAUUUUCAACUUCCUUGUUGUGCUAAUUGGUUUAGCAGUUUUGGGCUUUUCUGUAUACAUUUAUUUGGAGCCAGAAGCCCAGGAUAUCAUAUUAGCGUCAGGACAACAGCAUGCAGUACAAAUAAUGCUAUACGCUUUGAUGGGAAUCGGUGGAGUUACACUAGUCAUUGCACUAUUCGGAUGUUGUGGAGCUUAUCAUGAAUCUCAGUGUUUGUUGGGGACAUAUUUCACCAUCUUGAUUGUAAUCUUUGCAACUCAAGUAACUGGAGCAACAUUAGGUUACUUAUAUAGAGAAGAGAUUAUGAAAUAUGUGGAUGAUCGUAUGAGGGAAGGUAUCGAAGAAUAUUCAAUGCUGCGUGACCAGCGUGAAAAUCCUGUACCGUUUAUGGAUUCAAUUCAACGUAUGUUGCGUUGCUGUGGUGUAAAUGGUUAUGAAGAUUAUCGUGAAAGCAUACCAAUAGCUUGUUGUGAUCAUCAUGUCAGCAAUUGUCUAAAUGUUCUAUUAUCACCUGAAGAAGUUUAUAAAGAGGGUUGCAAAGAUAAAUACAAGGCAAUGUUGAAAGACAAACUGGUAAUCAUAUUCCUUGCGACUGUUUCUAUUGCAGCCUUUGAAAUAUUUUGUCUUCUGUUUUCAAUGGUCAUGUGUUGCACAAUACGGCAGUAUCAUUCAGACUAUUAUGGAGUGAAUUAUUCAAUUGCCACUUGA
This is a messenger RNA of Heterobilharzia americana, 744 nucleotides long. NCBI's taxonomy places the organism in Eukaryota, Metazoa, Platyhelminthes, Trematoda, Strigeidida, Schistosomatidae. The record is from the annotation of a GenBank genome assembly.